AUGAAUGGAACCAUUCCCGAGAGCUUUGGACAACUCUCAAAACUCAUACGCCUAAAUCUCAAUGAAAAUUCGUGGGAAGGUGUUGUAACAGAAGCCCACCUGAUGAAUCUCAAGAGUCUAGAAUAUUUGAAAAUUUUCACAGCGGACAAAGUCAUGCCGUUGGUUUUCAAUGUGACACACGAAUGGGUACCCCCUUUCAAGCUCAAAUAUCUUAAAUUAAAAAAUUUCCUAGUGGGCCCUAGGUUUUCAAUGUGGCUUCAAGUUCAAAGUGAACUCACUUAUGUGUCCCUUGGAAAUGUUGGAGUUGCAGACACCAUACCCGAGGAAUGGUUUUCGAAGAUAUCUCAUCGACUCACCUAUUUGGAUCUGUCUAACAACCGGAUCAAAGGGAGGCUCCCAUACCAUUUAGAAUCUCCAAAAUUGUUGUGGAUUGACUUGAGUAAUAACAGUUUUCAUGGUUAUCUCCCAUUAUGGUCCACCAAUGCAUCCAUUUUUUUGCUUGAAAACAACUUAUUUUCAGGGCCGAUUCCAUCAAAUAUUGGUGAAUUGAUGCCACAAUUGGAAUAUUUGUAUCUACAUGAGAAUCAUCUCAAUGGUACAAUUCCAUCAUCAAUAUGUACAUUAGAGAAUUUGCAAUUUCUUUCCCUUCGGACCAAUCAACUAUUUGGGGAGCUCCCUCAGUGUUGGAAUAAAUUGCAAAAGUUAUUCUCCUUAGAUGUGUCCAACAAUAGUCUUUCAGGUAAAAUUCCGAACUCAAUUGGUUCCCUAAGUUCUCUUGUUUUAUUAUUGUUGAGUAGCAACAAUCUAGAUGGGGAAAUUCCUCCAUCCUUGUGGAACUGCACAAUGAUGACGACCGUUGAUCUUGGAGGAAAUAAUUUGUCGGGAAAAUUACCAUCAUGGAUAGGAGGAAAUGGCAUUGCAUUAAAAAUUCUACGGCUACGAUCUAAUUCAUUCAAUGGGAACAUUCCUCGACAAUGGUGCAAUCUAAAAGAACUUCAUGUCCUAGAUCUUGCACACAACAAUCUUUCGGGGGCCAUUCCCAGUUGCUUGAAAAAUUUGACAGCUCUAGUUUAUGGUAGCAACAGUUCAGCAAACUUCACCAAUGAGAAGCAAAUAAUUGUGGUGGCCAAAGGACGUGAACUCAAAUACGGUUGGACUAUUCAAUUCAUAAAUAAUAUUGAUCUUUCAGCGAAUAAGCUAGUUGGUGAAAUUCCUAAAGAGAUCACAAGCCUCACUGCACUUAAUACCUUAUAUUUUUCAAUGAAUUGUCUGUUUGGACACAUUCCGGACAACAUUGGAAAUUUGCGAUGGUUGGAAACUUUAGUUGUUUCAAGCAACAAUCUCUCGGGACCGAUUCCUCAAAGUUUGUCGUCAUUAACAUCUUUGGCUCAUUUGAACCUCUCUCACAACAACUUGAUAGGAAAAAUACCUUCUGGAUAUCAGCUUCAAACACUCGACGAUCCAUCCAUUUAUGAAGGUAACCCUUUACUUUGUGGACUCCCUCUUCGAACCAAGUGCCAAGGUGAUGAUGCAUCUAAUGCUCUUCCUGCUGGCAAUGACGAUGAUGAUGAAAAUGAAGUUGAAAUGGUAUGGUUCUAUGGAAGCAUGGGGCUUGGAUUUGUGGUAGGAUUUUGGGUUUUUUUUGGUACCUUAUUGAUAAAGAAGUCGUGGAGGCAUGCUUAUAUUCAAUUCUUGGAGAACAUGAUCGAAAGGAUAGCUCUUAUGAUUGAAUUGAGUGUGGCUCGUUUGCAAAGAAGAUGGGAUCAGUGA
This is a messenger RNA of Cornus florida, 1770 nucleotides long. Its product is annotated as receptor-like protein EIX2. Gene Ontology annotation, molecular function: protein binding. NCBI's taxonomy places the organism in Eukaryota, Viridiplantae, Streptophyta, Magnoliopsida, Cornales, Cornaceae. The transcript has a single exon. Bases 1 to 1770 code for a protein of 589 amino acids. The record is from RefSeq and is a predicted model, not a curated record.